This is a messenger RNA of Lasiosphaeria miniovina, 951 nucleotides long. RefSeq names its product GNAT domain-containing protein. The transcript is spliced from 3 exons. NCBI's taxonomy places the organism in Eukaryota, Fungi, Ascomycota, Sordariomycetes, Sordariales, Lasiosphaeriaceae. The record is from RefSeq and is a predicted model, not a curated record. The coding region runs from base 112 to 894 and encodes 260 amino acids. Gene Ontology annotation, molecular function: N-acetyltransferase activity.
CUACAAUUCAAGAAACCAAGGUAUCGCAGCGGUUGUGAGAACAACCAAGCCAUCAUCUUACAACAAGGCUUUGACAGCAGCCAUCUCGCCCGACCAAGGUGCAUUUGCAAAAUGAAGCUCAACGAAUCCAUAGCUGUCUCCACUGCAAAUGUGCUCUUGGUGCCAUAUGACCGCCGCCAUGUCCCGACCUACCAUGCCUGGAUGGAAGAUCCCGCCAUCCAAGAAGCCACGGCGUCUGAGCGCCUGACGCUCGACGAGGAAUACGAGAACCAGGAGUCAUGGCGGGUGUCCCACGACAAGCUGACCUUUAUUGUCUGCCAGCCGCUGGCGCCCGUCGCGACGGCUGCGGCAACCACGGUGGUCGUGGCCGGCUCGGCUGACGCGCCGGACACCAUGGUCGGCGACGUCAACUUGUUCGUCUACCCUUACGACGACGACGACGACUCUCAAAGUGAAGGCGGUGAAAAGGCGGAGCCAUUAUACGUCGUCGGCGAAAUCGACAUCAUGAUAGCCGAGUCGAGGAACCGCGGCCGCGGCGUGGGGCGGGCCGCAGUGCUGGCCUUUCUGAAUUACGUGUCACGGAACCUAGAGAGCAUUUUGCACGAGUUCGGCUGCGACUCUGGCGAUGCUAUCGAGGCCAAGCAGCAGCAGCAGCAGCAGCAGCAGAGUACCCCCAGACUAAAGGUGCUCAUGGCAAAGAUCAACGAGGGCAACGCCAAAAGUAUUGCCCUGUUUCGCAGCUUGGGAUUCGAACAAGAGGGCCAGGUCAACUACUUUGGCGAGCUGAAACUGGUGCUCCGAGAUCUCGACAAGGCCAUCUCUGCGAUUGCCCCCGAGGGAUAUGUUGAGCUAAGCUACGCAAGAGAAACACAGGAGACGCUCGCUACUCCCUGACUGUGCAGACAAACGGCCUAGAGUGGCUGUGGUCUAGGCCAGUCCGUGUCUGCACCC